UACAACAUUUUUGCUUCUAAUACCAGCAAGCUGCCUGUUGGCUCAGACCUUAUAUAAAUGUCAUUGAGCGUAUAGGGCUUUUCACAGGAUGAAAAUAAAACACAAACCGCUGCCAGGUCGAAUCGGUCGAAUAACAGAUGAUUUUCUGCAGCUAUUUUGAAAAGUUGUCGAGAGUUACUGCAGCCCGUUCUAGAAAAAAUCUGUAAAAUUCAGUUUUACAGGUAACAUCUAGCAACUGAAUCCUACUACUUGCUCGUGAUAGAAUAUUCGCUACGAUUAUAUAGCAAGAUGGCAGCUGCUCACUGGGAGCAGGAGAAUAUGCUCCGGUGCAGACUUUGUCUCGAGGAUGAGGUGGAGGAGUUGAUAUCCCUGUACUGCCGGUGCGAUACGCAGGACAAGCUGGUAGUAGAAAUGGUAAACGAUUUGGUACGAUUGGACCCUCCGCAGGAAACUGACAAGUUGCCACAGCACAUAUGCGAUCGAUGCCUCAUCCGGCUGGACACGGCCUAUUCCUUCCAACAGAAGUCCCGAAAUGCAGAACAGGCUUUUAAACGGAUGUUGUUCGAGAAUGUCGGCGCCGAGCAUGGUGGUGUGUGCUGCCGAGUUUGUCAGCGGAAUGAUGUGGAUGAAUUGAUUUCAGUGUUUUGCGUUAGCGGUGGCGAAGAUAAGCUGGUUGCUGAUAUGAUGAAGGAAGCCUGCGGCUUAAUACGCCCGGCAGAGGACGAUGGUCUGCCUCAGAAUAUUUGUGGAGAGUGUUUCGAAAUACUGUCUACGACGUACACCUUUCGGGAUACGAUUCUAAAAUCGGAUUUUACGAUCAGAAAGAACAUGGUAAAGGUAGAGGUGGUAGAUAAUGGAACAGAGCUGAACACGGAAAAGUUGAUUAAGCAAGAGGAAGACGUUCCUGGGUCGAAGAAAAGGCAUAAAUUGCCACCACCGCUACCGCAACCGAAAGUUGUUCCACAGAAUGAUGAGGAUAAGGACCCAUUUAUCUAUUUGGAUGCCACGGAAGUAGAAGCGGAACGACUGAUGCCACUGUUCCUUUCCACCGAAGAUGCGGAAUAUUAUGAACAGUUGAUAUUCUUCGGUAUUAUUUGUUGCUGUGGAAAACUGAUGGAGGACGAUCGCGAAUGGGGUGAACAUCGCGCGGCUGUUCAUACAACUAAAGAUGGUGCAGGAAGUUACAGACACAAAUGCAACGACUGUCUUAGGCGUUUCCAAUAUGCUUCGGAUCUGAUAGAGCAUCUAGAAAAUCGGGACAAGAAGCUAUUCUAUCGUUGUAAGAUUUGUAACAUUCUGACAAAGGACAAACGAACCUUGCAGAGUCACUUCGAGUUCACCCGGUUCCAUCCUUUCCUAGAUGAAUCCGAGACAGAUCGAUUAAGUUUCGAUGAAAAAGUCGAGACAAUGUAUGAAUCACUUGGUAAUUGCUGUGGCUGUUACGAAGAAUUCGAAAAUGGCGAAUCUCUUCUCAGUCACACCCAGCUGAUGCACUUUCCGGAUCGGGAAGACCAUCCCAUGUUUCAGUGUAUGAUUUGCUACAACAGUUUUUCAGACAAACAAUCUUUGCUCAAACAUCAGCUGGCUUCCAUUGGCACUACAACCUACGAGUGCCGUGCACCGGAGUGUGAAUUCCGUUCGAAACAACGCUCUGUUAUGAAGAAACAUAUCGAAGCCGGAUUACACUUGAACGUUGGUAUGCUCCCCGCGCCAGAACCAGAACCGGAAUUAACAGAGUUCUUCUGUUGCUUCCACGUGUGCAAUAAAACUUUCGAAAGUCGCGAUUCUCUUGAACUGCAUUGUAUAAACGACCACGCAGAACAGCGUAUAAGGAAUAGUAAUUUUACAGAGAAUAACACGAAAAACGUUUGUCCACUCUGUAUCCGCCAUUUUCCAUCGAAUAGUGCAUUCAAAAAGCAUCUACGGUUGCAGUAUGAUCGAAAGUACAUCUGUCCAACAUGUGGCCGCAAAUGUGUAACCCGUGAUUAUCUUUCCAAGCACGAAAAGAGCCAUUCACAGGUUAAGAUAGUGUUCCAGUGUGAUCAGUGCGAUUCCAGCUUCUCUAACAAGCACAGCUUGGUUGUGCAUAAGAAGAAAAUACACGCCCUAGUUUUUACAAACCUGUGCAACACGUGCGGGAAAAGCUUCGCCCUUAAAAGUUCCCUCAAGUACCACAUUGCAAACAAGCACUUGGAGACUCGGCCCUACAAGUGUACCAUUUGCUCGCGUGACUUCGGAGUGAAGCCCCUCCUGGACAAGCACAUGACUACCCACUCCACUGAACGUCCGUUCAAGUGUUCAUACUGCGACAACACCUAUCGCCACCAGAGUGAUAUCAAACGGCACGAAGACUCCGUCCAUUUGAACAAUAGGCCCUUCGUGUGCGACGUGUGUGAGGCGAGUUUCAUCCGUGAACGGGAUUUACGAGUGCACAUGACCAGGCACACCAAUGAGAGAUUCUUCAAAUGCACGGUGGCAAACUGUGACUAUUCGACGAACAUAGCCAAACGCUUGGAGGAUCAUUUGAACGCAAAACAUGAUGACACGAAGAUGACUCUCGAAUGAGGGAGGCGAAGAAUUCACAGUGAUCGGAUUUUAGCUAGUUUUAGUUUCGUAGUUUUAAAAUUAUUUGAGUAAUAUGCGAAUAAAUUUACAUUGAAUCAGAUUCACUUGUGCAAUCAUAUCACUAACACGACAUUUUUAAAACUCGCCCAACUCAGCGUAUUCUUUUAAAACAAUUUGCAGUGUAUUGUGAAAUUUUCUAAAUUUAUCCCAAGCAACAC
This is a messenger RNA of Ochlerotatus camptorhynchus, 2783 nucleotides long. Its product is annotated as zinc finger protein 33A-like. Gene Ontology annotation, biological process: regulation of transcription by RNA polymerase II. Gene Ontology annotation, molecular function: zinc ion binding; RNA polymerase II cis-regulatory region sequence-specific DNA binding; DNA-binding transcription factor activity. Gene Ontology annotation, cellular component: nucleus. Lineage: Eukaryota; Metazoa; Arthropoda; Insecta; Diptera; Culicidae. The transcript is spliced from 2 exons. Bases 289 to 2565 code for a protein of 758 amino acids. The record is from RefSeq and is a predicted model, not a curated record.